Molecule: messenger RNA, 657 nt
Organism: Brassica rapa (field mustard)
Lineage: Eukaryota; Viridiplantae; Streptophyta; Magnoliopsida; Brassicales; Brassicaceae
Molecular function (GO): zinc ion binding; nucleic acid binding
Source: RefSeq, a predicted model, not a curated record
AUGGGAGCUUGUACUCGGUGUGGCAAGAUGGAUCACUCAGCUCGGGACUGUCCAGGGCCGGAUCAGAGCCGCAUGCAGGGCUCAAGUAGGGGUGAUACCAGGGGAUGUCACCAUUGUGGAAAUGUAGGACAUUUCAAACGGGAAUGUCCAAAGCUCCAAGAAGAACAAGAGAAGGGCCGUGGUGAAGCAAGCAAACCAAGCCAGAGCCGGGGUCAGACCUCUAACCCAAGGGUUUACGAGCUGUCCAAUGAUGAGGACGAGACUAAACCAUUCAAGUCGAUCACUGGGACCCUAAGUAUUGGUGGUGUGGAAACACACGUUCUGUUUGACACUGGAGCUACACAUAGUUUUGUGAGUCCAAGGUUGAUCGGAAAGGGUUUGUUCCAAAUUGGAACGAGGGAUGAUCCGUGCAUAGUAUAUGCAGCCGGUGGCCAAGCGAUUCAUUCCUUGGGACUGGUUAGGGACGUCCCAGUGAUGAUCCAGGACAGGGUAAUGCAUGUGGAUCUGGUGGUAGUCCCCCUUAAAAAUCACGAGGUGAUAUUGGGUAUGGACUGGCUUGGAAAGAAUCAGGCCACCUUGGAUUGUCACCGGGGGAGGGUGCAGUUCGAGAGUGGGUGUGGACCCCCGAUCAGGUUCCAAGGUAUUAAGCCGGCCUGA